This is a messenger RNA of Entamoeba invadens IP1, 1749 nucleotides long. RefSeq lists its product as hypothetical. The transcript has 2 exons. Lineage: Eukaryota; Evosea; Mastigamoebida; Endamoebidae. Gene Ontology annotation, biological process: small GTPase-mediated signal transduction. The record is from RefSeq and is a predicted model, not a curated record. Bases 1 to 1749 code for a protein of 582 amino acids. Gene Ontology annotation, molecular function: guanyl-nucleotide exchange factor activity.
AUGACCGAGUUCACUGUUGUUACAGACAAACUCAAGAAGCACAAAAUAACGAUUUUCAACCAAAAAGAUGACACCAAAGUCGACACAAUCACAGAAGCAAAGUGGCUCGUAUUUAAACUUGAGUACUUCCGAAGGGAGAUCUUAAAGGAGUUAAUCAUUCACGCACAUAAAUACAAACUUCCAACCGUUUUUUUCAAUGGUGUGAUGGUUGCAAAUGAACCGGAAGAGUGUUGCACGGCGUUUUUGUCGUUUGCCCUUUCGAUGGGGUCUUCCCUCUUUGACCCGAACGGAGACGUCUAUCCACACUUCCAGAGUGAGUCGAUUUUGUCAUCAAUUCCGCCCAAAGAUGCAUUGGAAUGUAUUUUCAAUUGGACUGUUGCAGAUCGUUCGACCGUGUCAAUGGUGUUAUCCACCUGUCGAACGUAUUUAACUGACAAAACUCUCUUCCAAGUGUUUGACCACAAGUUAUCGCUUUGUUAUUCAUUUUCCCCGACAUUACAAAAUGACGCAUUCCAACGGUUUUACGUCGUCGUCAAGAAGUUUCUUGACUUUUAUAGUUCCUUAGUUGAUGUGGAAUUGGCACAAGACUUCGAAACGCUUCUGAUCAGUUGCAAAGAGUCGAUGGUCAAAAUUGGGAAAGCGCCGUGUUUGGAUGUUUCCCCACCCGAAGAGUAUUCCCCAAGAACAUUAAUGUCCAUCUUAAGUCCAAGAAAAAGUCGAUCAAAAAUCGUACCGUAUGAACCCACUGAAUCUUCCCAAUUUGUCAGAACAAUGCAGUCUCCUCGUGCGAAUAAAACGGUUUAUGUUUCCGAUUUGGAAAUGCGUGAAAACAAAAAGAGGAGUUUGAGUAUUAAUGAAGAAGAUGUACUCAAACGGAAAAGUGGGACAAGUUACUCUUUACCACGAAAAUCCCCAACUUCAAAUUUUGUGACGCCAUCAGUCUCCCCGUCCCCUCUUUCAUUACAACAAACGACUUUUGAAAACAUUUCAAUGUAUGAGAAAUACCAAUCACCAACACUACUUGGAGAAUGUGGGAUUGGGAAAUACUUGGAACAGUGCGACAAGGAUCUCUUAGACGUCGACUUUGUCUUUUCAAAGAAAAUGAUGCGAACGAAGAAGUCGGGCAAUUUCACGGACAUCCGGUCUCGUAUCAUUGCUGAACAACUUUAUGUCUACGAUCUUAAAAUGUUGGGCAAUACAUCGAUUGGAGAUAUUAUCAAUGGAACACAAAAUGCGAAGGAAUACAUAUCGAGUCUUAAUUGUAUCGAACUGUUAGUCCAAUGCUUCAUAUCAAAAGAGAAUAAUAGUGACACGUUCGACUUCUUUAUUCGUGUUGGAUAUAAGUGUCUGAUAUAUGGAGACUACAAUGCAUCAUUUUUAGUUUACUCUGCUAUAUCAUCACAAACACAGAAAUAUCAAAAAGCCUGGCAAGAAAUUAAAGAGGUGGACAAAUUUAAAACACUGGAGGCUGUGUUUUGUGUGACUAAUACAAAGGCAUAUACCAAUCACUUCGACAAAUGCAAAACUAUGAAAUUUCCAAUCGUCUCAAGCGUACUCCGAGUGAUCGAACAAACUAAAGCACUUCCAGAGCCUGAAAACACGGAAAAUGCGAAGAACGAACAGUACGUCUUUAAAAUGAAACGGAUGUACAAGUCCCUCAAGCCACUUGAGACACUCUACAAAACAUUUAUUCCAUAUGAAAGUAUAGAAGGUAUCCAAGAAUACAUAUCUCUCUUUCGAACGGAAUAA